This is a messenger RNA of Parascedosporium putredinis, 1293 nucleotides long. The record is from the annotation of a GenBank genome assembly. Lineage: Eukaryota; Fungi; Ascomycota; Sordariomycetes; Microascales; Microascaceae.
AUGCUCGCUUACCAAAAGAAAACGGAAGGCGACAACGAGCCAAUCGGACUCGCCUACGACCGAGACGCCGGCCGCGAUCUUGGGGCUCGACGGGGGCCCGUGGUCGAUCUUCCCCACCACGCCGAGAUCUCGGGCCUACAGCCCCCAGAUGAAGACGCAGCGUUCUCUCGGAGGCCAAUUCCGCUCGUACGCCGGGACCGUCGCGGCAUGCGCGAUGACACCCUCUCGGAUGACGCCGUCACAACACCAUACCUCGACUCCAUACCACCCGCUCGCACAAACGAGCCCUUGUUCGCACCCACGCCUACCCCCACACCCGCACCUCCCCGAACUCACCUCGACAUCCUACCGGUCCCCGGCUCAGAAAAGCGGCUAAUACAUCACUGGGUCACGUUUACCAGCGGCAAGCUCGUACUCUUAGACGAGUCCCACAACCCCUGCCGGUCCCUCAUGCUCCCCAUGGCCCUGCGCGGCCUCACCUCCGGCUCGGACAGCUCCAACGCCGACAUUGGCACGUUCCAUGCCAUCUGCGCCUGCGCCGCGUUCAACCUCUACGAGCUCGGGGGCCGCGCCCGCGAGCAAGACUACAUGCUCGCCCUCCACCACGAGGAGGAGGCCAUCCGCCACCUCCGCACCAGCCUCAGCGGGGUGGAUCAGCACCUCAAUCAAUCCUUUGCCAUGGCCAUCAUGGCGUGCAUCACCAUCGAGGCCAUCUCCGGCCGCACGUGCCGUUGGCGAAUGCACGUCGCGGGCGGCAUCGCCUACCUGGAAAGGCUUCAAUCCAGCAGCAGUAUCGCGUCCGACUUCCAGUCGCACAUCGUAUCGAUGGCGAUCCUCUGCGGAUACGAGCUCCUUCCUAAAGAGUAUCGACCGGAUGAACAGGCUCGCGGCAGCAAAGAACUCCCCGAGAUGAGGGAGCUGGAUGCGUUCGAGCUGCAGCUGUACCUAGACUUCCCCGCCGGCAGCAGCAAGCCGGGGCUAUCCAAGAAGCACUCUCUGAUGGUGCACCACAUGGCCCAGGCGUUCUACUACGCGACCCUCGUCUUUUUCAAAGGCAGCGCGGGCUCCAUCAUGAUGUGGCCGGCAUUGGUCCUGUCGGCGGAGUGCGGGGACGCGAGCCUGCAGAAACGUGUGCUCGGCUGGUUCGGGCAGAAGCAGAAGCUAGGCUUUCGGAACCUGGCCAUCGUCAAGGACAUGGUACGGGAGUUGUGGGAUCGGCGGGCCAAGGGUGAGGAGGCGCUGGACUGGCGGGAUCUUAUCAACGAGGAGCGCUUCGACGUGUUCCGACUCUAG